Papilio machaon (common yellow swallowtail) is the source of this 1271-nucleotide messenger RNA. RefSeq names its product serine protease Hayan-like. Gene Ontology annotation, biological process: proteolysis. The transcript is spliced from 9 exons. Gene Ontology annotation, molecular function: serine-type endopeptidase activity. NCBI's taxonomy places the organism in Eukaryota, Metazoa, Arthropoda, Insecta, Lepidoptera, Papilionidae. The record is from RefSeq and is a predicted model, not a curated record. The coding region runs from base 39 to 1256 and encodes 405 amino acids.
UAUUCUAUGACGGUCGCGUUAAUACUUCGAAUAAUAAAAUGGCAAAUCAUUCAAACACAUCUGUGUUAAUUAUAGUAAAGAUUUAUUUUGCAUUAAUUAUUUUCUCUAACCUAUUACAAGUGAUGUCAUAUAAUUCUUUUAGACCGUACAAGAGACGACAUGGUAAUGAAACUUUGACUCCAAUCGAUAUCCGUACCCGUAAUUUGUUCAAAAUAAUAGACGAUCUACCGCAAAAUUAUCUUUUCCAUACAACAUCAUGCGCUGUGAUGGAACAAGAAUUGCCAGAUUUCAGAGCACCAAAUCGACGUAUUAGUGAAGUUAAAUGUCUUGAACAUUUAUGGAGAAUGCGAUUUUACGAUCAACUGCUUUUAAAAAAAGUAAGAUGUAAAUCUGGUGUGGAAAAUGCAUAUGUCAGUUUCGCAAUUUACAGGGGUAAAGAAGUGUCAACUGGAAAAUUUGCUCAUACAGGAGCUAUCGGCUGGCAGUCAGUCGGGCCGGUCUGGAUAUUUUUGUGUGGUGCUGUGAUGAUAAGUGACAAGUUCUUCUUGACCGCCGCGCACUGCUCGACUGCACACCACAAUAGAGUUAUCAAUCCAUCGCCUAAAAUAAUAAGACUCGGAGACAAAUAUAUUUUGGACUCGGAUGAUUACGAGAAAAGACCAACAGAUGUUUUUAUAAAGAGCAUUAUAGUACCUGACAAUUACCGUCCACCAUCAAAAAAUUAUGACAUAGCACUAAUUGAGGUAGAAGAUAUAAUUCCAUUUAAAGCUUUUACUAAUCCGUCUUGUAUUUGGCCAUAUGAAGGGGACGUAUUAUUUGGAAAAGGCUAUGAAUCUGGAUGGGGUGUCGUGGAAUCAGAUUCGGAUCAUCAACCAGAAUAUCAGAUAGACGACGUCGAAGUAAUAAAUACGAAUGUGUGCAGUGAAAAAUUAAAGGAAAUAUUACACGUUGAUUCAAUACAACUACCUCAUCAAAUCUGUGCAAAUUAUUUUAACGCCAACGAUACGUGUAAGGGUGACUCUGGAGGUCCUUUAAUGAUGCCCAUUAUUAAUCCAUAUUAUUCCGACUUUACAAUUCACUAUAUAGUGGCCAUACAGUCUGAGAACUUUGGUUGUGACUCCAUUGACAACCCCAAUAUAUAUACAAAAGUUUCAAGCUUUGUCAAUUGGAUAGAAGAUAUAGUUUGGCCCGAAGACCAUUACGUAAAGGAAAUUUUAUCAGAAAAUGAAUUCGCAAAAAUAUAUGAAAGACUGUAGGUCUUGUUAUAUAUA